AGGUAAGUAGUGUCAUUUCGCUACGACAUUUUAUAGUGUGACACCGUGCGGCAACGUGACCUUCGCCUUAUUUUGACAAGCGUGGACGUAGAGACCAAUGAAGUCAAAUUGGGGAAUAUUGAAGACAUUUGACAGCGUGCAGCUAUCACUUCUUAUGUUUUUAUAAAAUGGAAAAGAAGCAGAGUAACACCGGUAACUUUUUUUGUUCCGUUUAAAUUCUUCAAGACGUAGUGGCAGCCUGUAUUUCCUAGUUUCAGUACAUAGCUGCAGUUAAGAGUCAUUCAUUGCGAUGUUACGGCUCUUCACCACCCAGACUUUUCAGGAACUAUACAGAUGCAGUCGUUCUGUGGCAUCCUGUGUUACCAAGAGGCAGCUCAUGAGGUUUUUCCCAGUUUGUCAUCAUCAAGUAUCCGUCCUUUCUCGCCACUUCAAUACUGGGAACCCAGUGUGGAAAGAUACCCUCGAGCCUAAAGGAGAUACGUCAGAGGAAAUAGACACAAUAGAUUUGGACAAAUGGAAAUCUAUAAUGAGAUCAAAAGCUGCAUCAGAAGAGAAACAACAAGUCAAUGAUGAAGAGGAUGAAAGUGAUGAUGGGGAUGAAAACCUCAAUGAACCAGGAGGUGAUGUAAAGGACAGUUCUUCCCUGGAGGCAACCAGGGAGAUGGUUGUGAUGUGGCGGCAGGCUGGGAAGACUGUACCUCAGGAGAUGACUGAUGAGGAGGUUCAGACGCUGGCAGGGCUCACCACAAAGGCCUCCAGGAAGAAGUACCUGAAGUACCUGGCCAUCAAGGAGAGGUAUAAAAGGACCUAUAAGGAGAAGCAGCAGAAGAAGAAAGCGGCGAAGGAAGCCAUAAUGGAGCAGAAAAGCGAACAGGCCAACAAUACAAAGAAACUGAAAAACACAUUCCUCCUCAUGUACUGGAGCCGCUCCCUGGACAAGCUGCUGGCCUGGAGGAGCGCUCAAGCCAUGCUGUUCAAUCAGCCACUGGUGUUUGACAUGAGCUAUGAGUCCAACAUGUCCAGACAGGAAUUGGAGAACACAGUGUCCCAGCUGAUGGAGGUGGAAGGGUGUAACCGGCGUGCCACUGAGCCUUACCACCUUCACUUCUGCAACCUGCAGCCAGACGGAGCCUACAAGAAGGAGCUGCUCAAACGAUACGGUGCAGAGACCUGGGACCGCCUGCUCAUUACCAGCACUGACCGCCAGCACGUCGACCUGUUCCCCCGUGAACGGCUUGUAUACCUCACUGCAGACUCCCCCAAUGUCCUCCGCACCUUUGACCAUUCCAAGGUCUACAUCAUUGGAGCUAUGGUGGACCGGUCCAUCCAGUCAGGCUUGUCACUGGCCAACGCCAAGCGUCUGAAACUGGCCACAGCCCGUUUACCGCUGGAUGAGUUCCUCUAUUGGGAGAUAGGAGCCAAAAAUUUGACUCUGGACCAGAUGAUCCGCAUCAUGCUCACUUUCAAGGACACAGGGAAAUGGGAGGAGGCGUUGAACUUUGUGCCUAAGAGGAAGCACGAUGGCUUCCAUCAGCAGCACACACAAAAAGAGAUAAUCAAUAACAGAGUAAGGGGAGCCAAAAAUCAUGUACCGAGAGAGAAAGGUGACAGGCCAUUUAGAUCUGGAGAAAGAAAUACAGAAAGGACAUUUAAAAAUGUGGACCAAAGUUUUAACAGGUCCAAUAAAGAGCUUAGGUUUAACAACAGAGACAGAGUGGCUGGAGUGCACAGUAACAGAGAAAACAAACCGUCUGUGAGCACAGUCCGGACAUCGUUUAAGAGCAGCAUGGAGGGAAGAAGAGCUGCAGGCAAAAGCAAGACGUGGUGGGAUGAUGAGUGAAGUCAACAGCAGUUUUAACUUGGGUUAAUAUGGACAUGUAUGUUUACAAGCACUGUAUGAAGAAAUGUAAAAAGAAACGAGAGACAAGUGGUGAAUAAAAUGUUUUCAUAGA
This is a messenger RNA of Seriola aureovittata, 1952 nucleotides long. It is a transcript of the gene trmt10c, whose product is annotated as tRNA methyltransferase 10C, mitochondrial RNase P subunit. Lineage: Eukaryota; Metazoa; Chordata; Actinopteri; Carangiformes; Carangidae. Gene Ontology annotation, molecular function: tRNA binding. The record is from RefSeq and is a predicted model, not a curated record. The coding region runs from base 290 to 1840 and encodes 516 amino acids. Gene Ontology annotation, cellular component: nucleoplasm; mitochondrion; nucleus. Gene Ontology annotation, biological process: positive regulation of mitochondrial translation; mitochondrial tRNA 5'-end processing. The transcript has a single exon.